UUGUUUUUUGAUUAUUGAGGAAGAGAAAAAUCAAUGAAAGAAAAAGAGGGGAAAAAGAAAUAAAUGUUGUGGAUAUGUCUGUGUUUGUGUGGGCUUGACAACAAGGCAUAUAGAUGAACCUGAGUACAGCAUCUUUUUCGAAAACUUCAUUUCAUUUAAGGCAAAGCAAGAUAGCUUUUAUCUCUAGCUAGCUAGCCAACCAACCAUGGGUUGAUAUAUACUUCUCUCUAUACAUAUCUGUUUCUUUCUUUUUCUCCAUAUGUGUUGUUUUGAUUUUAGCUGCUUUUAUAUGUAGUUGAGAUUAUUUAUAUCUUUCUGGUUUUACUUUUGAUUAAUUUGCAUAUCUGGGAGUUUGAGAAGAAUUUGUUUUUGAAUUCUGAUAUAAGAUUUGCAAGGUUCUCAAAUUGCAUGUGGAGUUGCUAAUUUUUGGGCUGCAGAGAUUUCCAAUUGAAUAUUGAGGGCUCUGAUUGAUUAAUUAGUACUUGGAAAAGAAGAAGAUAAAAUAAAGGGAUUGGAUUCAAUGGCAGCUUCUUCAUCAGCAGCAUCUUUUCUUGCAAUGAGAGAUCAAGAUCAGAAUCAAAUGAAACAACCAUCUUCAUCAACCGCUCCACCGCAGAAGAAAAGAAAAAAUCAGCCUGGAAAAUCAAAUCUAGAUGCAGAGGUGAUAGCACUAUCUCCCAAGACCCUAAUGGCUACAAACAGGUUUGUUUGCGAGGUCUGCACCAAAGGGUUUCAAAGAGAGCAAAACCUUCAACUGCACAGAAGAGGACACAAUCUGCCUUGGAAACUAAGGCAGAAGACAACAAAAGAGGUUAAGCGAAAGGUGUAUUUGUGCCCAGAGCCCACGUGCGUACACCAUGACCCUUCAAGAGCACUAGGAGACCUCACUGGUAUUAAGAAGCAUUACUCAAGAAAACAUGGUGAGAAGAGGUACAAGUGUGAAAAGUGUUCUAAGAAAUAUGCUGUGAAUUCUGAUUGGAAAGCUCACACAAAAACCUGUGGGACUAGGGAGUACAGAUGUGACUGUGGAACUCUUUUCUCAAGGCGUGACAGUUUCAUCACUCAUAGGGCUUUCUGUGAUGCACUUGCUCAAGAGAGUGCAAGAAAUCUUAAUCCAACCUCCAUUAGCAGCCAUUUAUUUGGCAGUAGCAACAUGAGCUUAGGCAUCUCCCAAAUGUCCAGUGGACAAGAUCAAAACCAGCAGCAGGCAUCAGCUGAUUUACUGCACUUGGGUAGUGGAAGAUCUGGUCAAUUUGAUACUCUCAUCGGCUCGACCUUUCAGCCGUCGCAGACUCUGCCUUCUUCAGCUCUCUUCCUGCCCGAAUCGAACCAUGAUAAUCAAUCUUCACACGGGUUGCUGUCGAACAAGUCACUUCAUGGCCUAAUGCAUUUCCCUGAACUUCAGAAAAAUCCCAACGCAUCUUCUUCGUCAACCGCCGGUCUGUUCAAUCUCAGCUUCUUUUCAAACACUAAUGGGAUCGACAAUAACAACAGCAUUGCGAACAGUAAUAACAGCAACAACAUAUCUUCAUCCUUGUUGUUUCCAAAUCAGUUCAAUAAUGGACAUUCCGGUGGCAAUGGAGGCGGAGAAGGAUCAAACCUUUUCUCUGCCGGUAAUCUCUUGAAUACUGAUCAUUUGAGUGCUGCUAUCCCUUCCCUCUACAGCACAUCCCUUCAAAGCCACUCAAUCAAUACAACACAAAUGUCUGCAACUGCACUUCUUCAGAAGGCUGCUCAACUCGGUUCGACAACCAGCAACACCAGCGCUUCAAUCCUCAAAAGCUUCGGCACCUCAUCCUCGAGCGGCACAAAAAGUGAUCAACCUUUUAAUUCAGCGAAUAACUUUGGAAUGGUCUUUGGGGAGAAUAAUGGGAAUAAUUUCAAUGACCUAAUGAAUUCCAUCACAGAUGGAAACUCAUCCAUUUUCGGAGGCGGAUCAGGAGGGGUGAAUACUCAUCCAUAUGGUGGUAAUGCACAAGUGAAUGAAUAUGGAGGAUACAGCACCAAUAAACUGAGCUUUGAGCAGCCAUUGCAGAAACACCACAGUCCAAGUUUCAGCAACUUGGAGCAAGGUAGAUUGACAAGAGAUUUUCUUGGAGUUGGGCUUGUUGGGGAGAUAGUAAGAAAUGUAAGCGGUGGAUUUGGGCAUAGAGAACAGAAACAUGGCAUGGAUUUGAGCUCAUUGGAUUCAGAAGAAAAGACUGCGCAGAAAAGCCAACCUUUUGGAGGCGGGCGUUUUCAAUGAAGAGAAAUAUAUGAACAAGAGAAAGCAUAAAAGUACAGGAAUUUCGAUUUUGUUCAAGGGGAUGCUUGCUUUGUUGAUGGAGCCAAUCCAACUUUGAAGAAGUAGAUGUUUUAGCAGGACAACUUAUUUUAUGUAUAACUUUUGUGGGACUUGUUUUAUGUUUUCUUAAAUUUUCAGACAAAUAGACGAGGGAGGAAUUAAUUCCUAGAAAAAAAUGUGUUGUUUUU
This is a messenger RNA of Olea europaea var. sylvestris, 2472 nucleotides long. RefSeq names its product protein indeterminate-domain 5, chloroplastic-like. The transcript is spliced from 4 exons. Lineage: Eukaryota; Viridiplantae; Streptophyta; Magnoliopsida; Lamiales; Oleaceae. Gene Ontology annotation, cellular component: nucleus. The coding region runs from base 521 to 2245 and encodes 574 amino acids. The record is from RefSeq and is a predicted model, not a curated record. Gene Ontology annotation, molecular function: DNA-binding transcription factor activity.